This is a messenger RNA of Argiope bruennichi, 2278 nucleotides long. RefSeq names its product calcium homeostasis modulator protein 6-like. Bases 90 to 1040 code for a protein of 316 amino acids. Gene Ontology annotation, molecular function: monoatomic cation channel activity. The record is from RefSeq and is a predicted model, not a curated record. NCBI's taxonomy places the organism in Eukaryota, Metazoa, Arthropoda, Arachnida, Araneae, Araneidae. The transcript is spliced from 5 exons.
AUUUCCUGUAGCAGAGCGAAGAUUCACGGAGCGAGUCUUAUUUCAUUCAGAAGAAAGCGUGAUUGGGAUAUUUGCUGCACUUCAGAAGAAUGUCUAAACUUCCGACGUUCCUGUCAGCUUUUGACAAGCUGUUGACAGGUCAUCCAGUCUAUUUUACUAAUUCGUUGCUGGUUGUCCUGUCAGCUGGAGGCGAAAAAUUUUUUCAGUCUGUCGCUUUUAAAUGUCCGAAAGAUCGUGCUGUAGCGCCGUGGUACGGAUGGCUUUUUUUAAUUGCUCCUCUCUUUGUUUUGCUUGUUUGUGGUAUGGUUCUGAAUGAAAAUCUGUGGCGAGUAUAUCAUGGUUAUCGUAAACGUAGCAAAGGAACUGAGUUGAGACGAGGUCAUCGGUGUCGCAGCUUCUGGUUCACUUUCUUCCGUUCUCUCAUAGUUCCCAGCGCCUGGCUCUUCGUGUCCCUUUUAGACGGAACCUAUAUCAUCUGCAGCCUGGCAGAGGAACCAGAGAAAGAAACGGAAGAAACCCUCCGCAUCAAAGCUUUCUCUCAGAUGGUUGGCUGGGGAUAUCUGGUUGUAGUGGUAAUAGUAGGAAGUGCAGUCACUUGCUGCAUGCGUUGUAACGACAAGAAAACCUUCCUGGAGCUCCGCUAUGUGGAAGUCUACAAAAAAUUAGAGAAGGGGGAAUUAGAAAAGAAAAUGAAUGAAAAAGCACAAAAAAUAGCUAAGGAAAAUGUGAAUUCACUAUUUAGUGAAGACUUGCCUCCAAAGAGAACUUGGGAUGAAGUCACACUGCCUAAUGAUUCAAAAGUUUCAUAUUAUACACCGCUCCAUAAGUGGAGCGACCAAGCAAAACGUAAGGAAGAUAGUACCGAGAAUAUCGAAAGUGGUGAGAAGCAAAGCAGCGAUCCCUCUUCACUGCGGAAAGCUGAAGGUAUCAAGAAUGGCAGCAGCGCAUGUAAACAGCUAAGCGAUGGUGGUACCAAAAACAGUACACAGCAAGAAAAGGAUGGUGCCCAGAAAGGCAUCAUGGAUUCAACACAAUGUUGAAACAACUGCACUAAAAACGUCUUCAUUUAAUUAGAAAGUAGAUAAAUGUGCCAAAAACUGCAUUGGAGGUUUUAUACAACGAUUUCCCCAAACUUUUUUACAUACUCUCUAAUAAACAUACCAGAGAACGCCUCCCAUGACAAUGGCGUACAAAAGUUAAGAAAUUUUAAUUUUUGGCAUGAAUUUAGCAUUUUUAGGAGCAUAUCUAACUAGUCAUCCUUAGUGAGUUAUUUGGUGAGUAUUUCCUGGUACAUGUUUAAUAGUAUUCGAAAAUCGAAUUUGUGUUUUAGAAGCUUGUUCUCCAUCGAUUGAAACAAAAAUUUAACACAAAACUACAUUUGUAGUCACAAAACACCAUACCAGAUUUGAUUUAUUUAAGUCACUGUGAUUUUGAAUUAUCGCGUUAACAUUUUUCUGAAAGUAUAGACCGGCAGAACUCAACUCUUUGUUGGUUUUGUCUGAACCUUUCAUAGGUGUUCUACAAUAAAGAUGUUGAAUCCGUGCAUCGAAUUUUAUUUAUUUAGCGCUCUCUUCAUUUUGUAGUUGUGUUAACUUAUAAUCAAACAGAACACACACAUUUUUUACAACUAAUUAUUAGAUCCAUUUUCCACCUGCUGUCAUGCUGACAAUGUCAUACAGCGCCGUGUCAGAACCGAUCUUCCCAUGAUGAAACUGAGUACAAGUUCGAAAAUAUAAGUAAUGAUAGAUAAACUGUAAAAUGAAUGCUGUAAUAUAGCAGAUGGUUUCAAAUAACACGUUAAACUAAGUGCAUCCGUGAUUCUUUUUUUAUUUAAAUGACCAGUUUAUAUGUAGGUAAGAUUGAAAAAUAUUCAUAUGUAAACAGUACGUGAUUCGUAUUUAAAUAUUUCUUUCCAAAAAAAAAGAAAAAAAGCCGCUGAAUGAAGUUCUGUCUUCCAGAUAUUUCAAAAGAAUUCAACUGGGUGUAAUGAUACUGCCCAAAGAUCUUGUUGUAUUGUCAAUGUGGACUGCUGAUUAUGAUGAAAUUUAUUUAAAAAAUAAUAAAAUAGCAACAAGCAAUUAUUGUCAAAUAAUAAACUUUCUUGUAAAUUUGUUGAUGAGAAUCUCAUUUAUUCCAUUGUUUGUACUUAAUUUAAAUAUUUUAUAAUAUUUUUGGAGUUUUUUUUAUAUCACUAUUUUUACGGGAUGAAAUGAUGAAAUGUAUAUAUCUUGUGUAUUUUCAAUAUUACAUGCAAUAAAAAUUUUACUAUUUUUCUAAA